Messenger RNA from Dipodomys spectabilis (banner-tailed kangaroo rat), 2519 nucleotides. RefSeq names its product interferon-induced GTP-binding protein Mx2-like. Gene Ontology annotation, molecular function: microtubule binding; GTPase activity; GTP binding. The record is from RefSeq and is a predicted model, not a curated record. Lineage: Eukaryota; Metazoa; Chordata; Mammalia; Rodentia; Heteromyidae. Gene Ontology annotation, biological process: defense response to virus. The transcript has 14 exons. Gene Ontology annotation, cellular component: membrane; microtubule; cytoplasm. The coding region runs from base 136 to 2154 and encodes 672 amino acids.
AAAAACCAAAACCAAGAAAUCAGCCACAAUAUCUACUCAUCAGUUACUAAAUGGAGAUGCUGACACAUCAGAGGAACAUGAGAACACGGUGGUGGACAACAGCCUCUGUAGGCAGUAUGAAGAGAAGGUGCGGCCAUGCAUAGACCUCAUCGACUCCCUGCGGGCCCUGGGCGUGGAGAAGGACCUGGCCCUGCCCGCCAUUGCCGUCAUCGGGGACCAGAGCUCGGGCAAGAGCUCUGUGCUGGAGGCCCUGUCGGGAGUGGCCCUGCCCAGGGGCAGUGGAUCCCAGGACUGACACAGCUGCGCCUCCUCUCAUACAGACUGCUCGUAGGGGCUACAGUGACCCUGUCCGACCUCUCAGGACCUCCUUCAGCUUCAGUAGCUCCUUUUUGUCCCUUGGUACCUGUAUUGCAGCUUGCACCGAGGCCUUGCACUCUUGCUCGAGUCCUGCUCAAGACUGACCCCUACCACUCAAGCAUCGUGACCAGGUGCCCUCUGGUGCUGCGGCUGAAGAAGCUGGGGCAGGAGGAGGCGUGGAGGGCCAAGAUCAGCUACCAGGACAAGGAAGUGGAGAUCACAGAUGCUUCCUGUGUGGAAAAAGAAAUCGACAAAGCCCAGAUGCUCAUUGCGGGGCAAGGGCUGGGCAUCAGCGCUGAGCUCAUCAGUCUGGAGGUCAGCUCCCCACACGUCCCCGACCUGACUCUGAUCGACCUUCCCGGCAUCACCAGGGUGGCCGUGGGCAAUCAGCCUGCUGACAUCGGUUACCAGAUCAAGAGACUCAUCCUGAAAUACAUCCAGAAGCAGGAGACCAUCAACUUGGUGGUGGUCCCCUGCAACGUGGACAUCGCCACCACGGAGGCGCUGAGCAUGGCCCAGGAAGUGGACCCAGAUGGAGACAGAACCAUAGGCAUCCUGACCAAGCCUGACUUGGUAGACAAAGGGACGGAAGACAAGGUGGUGGAUGUGGUGCACAACCUCGUGUACAGACUGAAGAAGGGCUACAUGAUUGUCAAGUGCCGGGGUCAGCAGGACAUCCAGCAGCGGCUGAGCCUGUCCGAGGCCCUGCAGAAGGAGCGAGCCUUCUUUGAGGACCACCCCCAAUUCAGGGUUCUGCUGGAGGAUGGGAAGGCCACGGUGCCCUGCCUGGCAGAAAGGCUGACCUCUGAGCUCAUCACUCACAUCUGUAAAUCUCUGCCAACAUUGGAAAACCAAAUAAAGGAGAGUCAUGAAAGAAUAACAGAGGAAUUACAAAAGUAUGGCAUGGACAUACCAGAUGAUGAUAAUGAAAAAACGUUCUAUCUAAUAGAAAAAAUCAAUGCAUUUAACCAGGACAUCACUGCUUUGAUGCAAGGAGAGGAAAAUGUGAAGGAUAAUGAGACGCGGCUAUUUACCCAACUCCGAAAACAGUUCCAUGCCUGGAGUGCUAAGAUCAAAACUACUUUCAAAAAUGGUUUUGUCACUUUGCAUGAUGAUAUCUGGAAAUUUGAAAGGCAGUACCGAGGCAGAGAGCUGCCUGGAUUUGUCAAUUAUAAGAUGUUCGAGUCAAUCUUAAAACAGCAGAUAAAAGCCCUGGAGGAGCCAGCUGUGGACAUGCUGCACAGCGUCACUGAUUUGGUCCGACUGGCCUUCACAAAGGUUUCUGAACAAACUUUUGACAAGUUUUUCAACCUCCACCGAACUACCAAGAACAAAAUUGAAGACAUUAGAUCAGAGCAAGAAAAAGCUGCUGAGGAGGCCAUUCGACUCCACUUCCGGAUGGAGCAGAUUGUCUACUGCCAGGAGAAGGUGUACAGAACUGCGCUGACAAAGGUCAGAGAGGAGGAGGAGAAAGAGAAGGAGAAACAAAAGAAAUCACAGUACUUUAACCAGCUGUCAGAAGAAACCAUGACAGAAAUAUUGCAGCACCUGAGGGCCUACCAUCAGGAGGUCCACAGCCGCAUGUCCAGCCACAUCCCGCUGAUCAUCCAGUACUUCGUCCUGCAGACGUUCGGUCAGCAGCUGCAGAAGGCCAUGCUGCUGCUCCUGCAGGACAAGGAGGCCUGCGGCUGGCUUCUGAUGGAGAGAAGUGACACCAGCGAGAAGAGGAAGUUCCUGAAGGAACGGCUGGCAAGGCUGGCACAGGCUCGCUGCCGGCUGUCCAAAUUCCCUGGUUAAGUGGGCACUGUCCAUCCCCGGGGGUCUUCAGCAGGACUCCAGGGGGAGGAGACUGCCUGACUCUCCUGAUGGCAGUGCCAUGAUAAUCAGUAGUGAGAUGCAGGGCCGGAAGGCACCAUGGAGCCCUGGAGCAGGACGGCCUCCAGCAGGGGGCGCCACUCUGUAGGGCUGGCCUGGGGGAGGCUGAGCCAUCCUGAUGGACACAGGCCUCACCCUGUCACCCUCAUCCCCUUGUUCUCUUGUGCUACACUUUGUCAUGUGACCACACCCCACUGCCCCUGUGACUUCUUAUUUAGUAGCAGUUGGCCUCCAUGGUUGCCUAUGGGGCUUGUGUCAUCUGGUCCUAAUAAAACCACAUUUCUACA